UUCACCUUUGGAGUAAUGUGGACAGAAGUUCUCAGAUUUGCAUAUUACAUCAACCGGAACCAGUGGCAUUAUCUUAAUGUUCACUUGAGUCAGAACUUGUACAAGAAAAACAAUGGGAGUCUGGUUAAAUAAAGAUGACUAUCGCAGAGACUUGAAAAGGGUCAUGCUCUGUUUCCUAAUAGUGUAUAUGGCCAUUUUAGUGGGUACAGAUCAGGAUUUUUACAGUUUACUUGGUGUAUCCAAAACUGCAAGCAGUAGAGAAAUAAGACAGGCUUUCAAGAAAUUGGCAUUGAAGCUACAUCCUGAUAAAAACCCGAAUAACCCAGAUGCACAUAGUGAUUUUUUGAAAAUAAACAGAGCAUAUGAAGUACUCAAAGAUGAAGAUCUGCGGAAAAAGUAUGACAAAUAUGGAGAAAAGGGACUUGCAGAUAAUCAAGGAGGCCAGUAUGAAAGCUGGAAUUAUUAUCGUUAUGAUUUUGGUAUUUAUGACGAUGAUCCUGAAAUCAUAACAUUGGAUAGAAGAGAAUUCGAUGCUGCUGUUAAUUCUGGAGAACUGUGGUUUGUGAACUUUUACUCCCCAGGGUGUUCACACUGCCACGAUUUAGCUCCCACAUGGAGAGACUUUGCUAAAGAAGUAGAUGGAUUGCUUCGAAUUGGAGCUGUUAACUGUGGUGAUGAUAGAAUGCUUUGCCGAAUGAAAGGAGUGAACAGUUAUCCCAGCCUCUUCAUUUUUAGGUCUGGAAUGGCUGCAGUGAAAUACCAUGGUGACAGAUCAAAGGAAAGUUUAGUGAAUUUCGCCAUGCAGCAUGUUAGAAGCACAGUGACAGAAUUAUGGACAGGAAAUUUUGUUAACUCCAUACAAACUGCGUUUGCUGCUGGUAUUGGCUGGCUGAUCACUUUUUGUUCCAAAGGAAGAGAUUGUUUGACCUCACAGACACGUCUCAGGUUAAGUGGGAUGUUGGAUGGUCUUGUUAAUGUAGGAUGGAUGGACUGUGCCACCCAGGACAACCUUUGUAAAAGUUUGGACAUUACAACAAGUACUACUGCGUAUUUUCCUCCUGGAGCCACUUUAAAUAACAAAGAGAAAAGUGGCAUUUUGUUUCUUAAUUCAUUGGAUGCUAAAGAAAUAUAUUUGGAAAUAAUGCAUAACCUUCCAGAUUUUGAACUACUUUCGGCAAACACACUAGAGGAUCGUUUGGCUCAUCAUCGGUGGCUCUUAUUUUUUCAUUUUGGAAAAAAUGAAAAUUCAAAUGAUCCUGAAUUGAAGAAACUAAAAACUCUACUUAAAAAUGAACAUAUUCAAGUUGGCAAGUUUGACUGUUCCUCUGCACCAGACAUCUGUAGUAAUCUCUAUGUUUUUCAGCCAUGUCUAGCAGUAUUUAAAGGACAAGGAACUAAGGAAUUUGAAAUUCAUCAUGGAAAGAAGAUUCUUUAUGAUAUACUUGCCUUUGCCAAAGAAAGUGUUAAUUCUCAUGUUACCACACUGGGACCUCAAAAUUUUCCUGCCAAUGACAAAGAACCAUGGCUAGUUGAUUUUUUUGCCCCUUGGUGUCCACCAUGUCGAGCUUUAUUGCCAGAGUUACGAAAAGCAUCAAAGCAUCUUUACGGUCAGCUUAGGUUUGGUACAUUAGAUUGUACAGUUCACGAGGGACUCUGUAACAUGUAUAACAUUCAGGCUUAUCCAACAACAGUGGUAUUCAACCAGUCCAACAUUCAUGAAUAUGAAGGACAUCACUCUGCUGAACAGAUCUUGGAGUUCGUAGAGGAUCUUAUGAAUCCUUCAGUGAUCUCCUUGACACCCACCACUUUCAAUGAACUAGUUAAACAAAGAAAACAUGACGAAGUCUGGAUGGUUGAUUUCUAUUCUCCAUGGUGUCAUCCGUGUCAAGUCUUAAUGCCAGAAUGGAAAAGAAUGGCCCGGACAUUAACUGGAUUGAUCAAUGUGGGCAGUAUAGACUGCCAACAAUAUCAUUCUUUUUGUUCCCAAGAAAAUGUUCGGAGAUACCCUGAGAUAAGAUUUUUCCCCCCAAAAUCAAAUAAAGCUUAUCAAUAUCAUAGUUACAAUGGUUGGAAUAGGGAUGCUUAUUCCCUAAGAAUCUGGGGUCUAGGAUUUUUACCUCAAGCAUCUAUAGAUCUAACACCUCAGACUUUCAAUGAAAAAGUUUUACAAGGGAGAAACCAUUGGGUGGUUGAUUUCUAUGCUCCUUGGUGUGGACCUUGCCAAAACUUUGCUCCAGAGUUUGAGCUCUUGGCUAGGAUGAUUAAAGGAAAAGUGAAAGCUGGAAAAGUAGACUGUCAAGCUUAUGCUCAGACCUGUCAGAAAGCUGGUAUCAGAGCCUAUCCAACUGUUAAAUUUUAUCCUUAUGAAAGGGCAAAGAGAAAUACUUGGGGAGAGGAUAUAGAUUCCAGAGAUGCAAAAGAGAUUACUACCUUAAUAUAUGAAAAAUUGGAAAACCUCCAAAAUCAUGGAAAGAGAAAUAAGGAUGAACUUUAAUGAUGUUGAAAAUGAAGAAAAAAUUGGAAAGAAAUUGACAGAAUACAUCAGAAGCCACACCUUUUCAGAAUGUUACUAUGUUCUGGAUGGGAAUAAAUGAACAUUAUCUUGGA
Kogia breviceps (pygmy sperm whale) is the source of this 2607-nucleotide messenger RNA. RefSeq names its product DnaJ heat shock protein family (Hsp40) member C10 (gene DNAJC10). Lineage: Eukaryota; Metazoa; Chordata; Mammalia; Artiodactyla; Physeteridae. The record is from RefSeq and is a predicted model, not a curated record. Gene Ontology annotation, cellular component: endoplasmic reticulum lumen; endoplasmic reticulum. Gene Ontology annotation, molecular function: protein-disulfide reductase activity; oxidoreductase activity, acting on a sulfur group of donors, disulfide as acceptor; misfolded protein binding. Gene Ontology annotation, biological process: protein folding in endoplasmic reticulum; IRE1-mediated unfolded protein response.